GCUGACAGUGAUCUUGUUUUUUUGUCACAAUGGUGUGUCAGGUGUUGAGGUAGAUGAAGUGUCCAUGGUGGAGGGAGAUUUAGUCACUCUACAUGUUACUGGUACAACAACACAACAAGAAGAGAUUACAUGGUAUUUCAAAAAAACUAAAAUUGCUGAAAUCAAUAUGGAUCAGAAUAAAACCUGUAAAAAUUAUGGGAGAUUCAGAGACAGACUGAAGCUGGAUUAUCAGACUGGAUCUCUGACCAUCACAAACACCACAAUCACAGACUCUGGAGUUUAUGAUGCACAGAUUAGAAGCAGCGACAAAGAAAAAAUCUUUAAUGUUUCAGUUAGUGGUGUUUCUGCUGCUGAACGAGAUCAAAUGAAUAAUACAACAGUGAACAAGGGAGAAUCUGUUACUUUAGUGCUUGGUGAAAUAAAAAACUCACAUGAUGCGAUGAAAUGGUAUUUUAAUGAAAUUCUCAUUGCUGUAAUCAAUGGAAAUCAGAGUAAGAUCUGUAAAGAUGAUCAGUGUGAUGAGAGAUUCAGAGACAGACUGAAGCUGGAUCAUCAGACUGGAUCUCUGACCAUCACAAACACCAGAACCACAGACUCUGGAGUUUAUAAACUGCAGAUCAACAGCAACACAUUCAGCAUCAUUAGGACUUUCAGUGUUGCCAUUAUGUGUCAUUGUACUAGUGAUUCAGGUCUGUCUAAUGUUGCUGUAGGAUUAAUCGGUGCUGGUGUUGGUUUUGUUGCUGGUGUUGUCCUGCUGGUGGUUGUUGGUGUGAUUUACCGAAAGAAAUGUGCAAGUGCACAAGUGCAACAGAAUGAUAAUGAUGCUAAUAACCCUGCUCGUAAUCAGCCUAAUGCAUCUCCAAAUCAGAUUUCUUUACUUCCACGGAAUCUAAAUGAGGCUCAUGAGGCUGACGAGGCUGACGAGGCUAGUUAGGAUGGCAAGGAGCAGAAGGCUGGAAGCCAUAACCCAUGGCAGAGAAUGCAGACAGGAAGAGGGGAACAGUCCAGAUGUCCAGACACUCCAAAGGGCAGAGAAAGGGAAGCACAUAUUUAUUUGAUUUGAUUAAGAGGUGCUGAAUAUUUGAUUUUAUUAAGAGGUGCUCAUUAUUUAUUUGAUUUAAUUUAGAGGUGCUGAAUAUUUGAUUUUAAUAAGAGGUGCUCAUUAUG
Molecule: messenger RNA, 1167 nt
Organism: Labeo rohita (rohu)
Lineage: Eukaryota; Metazoa; Chordata; Actinopteri; Cypriniformes; Cyprinidae
Exons: 6
Coding region: 65-934 (289 amino acids)
Source: RefSeq, a predicted model, not a curated record